Nezara viridula (southern green stink bug) is the source of this 3371-nucleotide messenger RNA. Lineage: Eukaryota; Metazoa; Arthropoda; Insecta; Hemiptera; Pentatomidae. The record is from the annotation of a GenBank genome assembly.
CUGGUCCCUCUUCGCUUCGCGGUUCAGUCUGCUACACAGCACCAAUAAAAUAUUAUCGAAUAGUUCUUUAUAUAUAGUUCAUCAGCGGUAUUCAGUUCUUUCUCAGUUCUUCACUAUCUGAGAUUCCUGAAGACCUAAGAGGGUGCUUAGGUUGUUAGCUGUGAUUUAUUUCCUUAAGAUGAUCUUCAUCCUGCUCUUCAGCGUGGUCGCCGUGGUACAGGGAGCGCCGGAUCCUUGUCCUUCCGAAAUCUACUGCCACGGACCUCUCCUCCACACCAUUCAGAUGGCGUCCAUCUUCAAAGAUUCCAAGACCUUCGUCGACAUGAAGAUGAAAUGGAACACCAGUGAAACCCUCCUUCGUUUCGACGAUAUGAUGAACAAGACCGGUUCAAGCCCUACCAUUGAAGAUGUCAAGGUCUUCGUCGACGCUAAUUUCGAUCCAGCCGGAUCCGAAUUCGAGAGUUGGUUACCAAGCGACUGGCGCGAAGACCCACUCUUUCUCAAGGGUAUCAACGACAGGUUUUUGAAGAAGUGGGCUGAGGGACUCAACGACUUGUGGAAAGUCCUCGGAAGAAAGAUGAAAGACGAAGUAAAGGAAAACAUUGAGCAGUACUCCAUCAUUUACGUUCCUAAUCCAGUUAUCGUCCCAGGAGGUAGGUUCAGAGAAUUCUAUUACUGGGAUUCUUACUGGAUUGUUCGCGGACUCUUGCUUUCUGAGAUGUUCGACACCGUCAAGGGUAUGCUAGUCAACUUCUUAUCCAUCGUUGAACGCUACGGGAUGAUACCUAAUGGAGGCCGUAUCUAUUAUCAGCAGCGAUCUCAACCUCCACUUCUCAUCCCCAUGAUGGAGUCUUAUCUCCAAGCCACUGAUGACUUGCCUUUGCUUGAAGACAGCAUCGACGUGUUAGAAAAAGAAUUCGAAUUUUGGCUCUCUAACCACACUCAAUUUAUCGACAAAGAUGGAGUUUCACACAGGUUAGCUUUGUACGGAGAUUUCUCUCAAGGACCUCGACCUGAAUCUUACAGAGAAGACGUCAAUUCUGCUCAAUGGAUGCCUACCGAAAACGACAAAAACGCAUUUUACUCCGAACUGAAAGCGGCUGCUGAGUCUGGUUGGGAUUUCUCUACUAGAUGGUUCAUCAAUGCUAAUGGAUCAGCUUAUGGAAACCUGACCAAUACCAAAGUCCGUUCUAUCGUUCCGGUGGAACUCAACGCCAUCCUCUGUUGGAAUGCUAUGCUCUUGUCCAAAUUCCAUGAAAGGCUCAACAACACCGUAAAAGCAGAGCAAUACAAAAAAAUAUCCGAUGAAUGGAAAGAGGCAAUCGAUAAAGUUCUUUGGCAUGAAGAAGUAGGAUCGUGGUUGGACUAUGACAUGAUCAACAACAUGAAGAGAGAUUAUUUUUAUCCGACUAAUAUCGCUCCGUUGUGGACGGGGGCUUACGACGUUGAAAAGAAGGAAUAUUACGUCAGUAACGUUCUCAAGUAUCUUGACAAAACUAACAUCAAGGUUAACGUAGGUGGUAUUCCAUCGACUCUGAUCCACUCGGGAGAGCAGUGGGAUUACCCCAACGCUUGGCCUCCAUUGCAGUACAUCUUUAUUGUUGGAUUGGAGAAUACCGGGGAUGUCCACGCACAGAGAGUCGCCUAUGAUUGGGCAGAGAAGUGGGUGAGGAGCAAUUACGAAGCUUACGCAGCCAAUCAUCAUGCCAUGUACGAGAAGUACGACGCUACAGUUGUAGGAGAGGGUGGCGGCGGUGGCGAGUACGAGGUACAGCUUGGGUUCGGGUGGUCCAAUGGUGUCGUGAUGGAGCUGUUGGACAUGUACGGGGACCGGUUGACCAGCAGUACUGCGGAGGUACCGACAGAGCCGCCGGCCAACAAGGCCUCACUACAGAGCCUAGGCACAGCACAGUACCUGGGACAGCUCGUCACGGUGGCACUCGCCUUCUCGGGCACUCUUGCCGCGGGGGCUUUUAGCGCUCUGCUCUGCCUGAGGUACCAGCUUCGACCAGGUUACAACAAGCUCCAGUCCUACUAGGCACAGCAAUCAAAAUGCAACAUCAACAAUGCUUAAGACCUGCAUUUCUCCGGGUGAUAAAUUGAAAGUAUUUUACUUUGCGUGUACAUUUGUGAUAUGUAUUUACUACUUUAACUUUGUAUUAUUAAUUUUUAACAUUGUCUAUGUUAAUAGCUUAUCCCAAUGUUAGGCCUAUUUAAUUGUAACAUAGUCGAAUUUUGAUAAUGUUUUGUUUCACUGUGGAUAUUUAUUGUUUUCGUUCUAGAAGAUAUAAAUUGUAUAUUUCCUUGAAGCUAUUGGAGUAGUGGUGGAAGUCGGGCUUUGCCCCGGUGCUAAGUCACUAAAACUUUUUAUAAUUUGCGUACUUUAGAGAUCUCGCUGAGUCCUUAGAACCCAUGGGGAGGCCGAAGUGUAUUCUAUUUUGUAACUACUUGAUAUUUUAUAUAUUUGGGGAAGAAUGUAGAAUAGAAAUAGUGUCAUGUUCUAAAAAUUCCAGUCAAUUCUCAACACCUUAUACCCCACAAGUCGACUGACACGCUGAGCAUGUUUUUGAAUUAUUUUUGAUUUUUCUAGUUGCUCUCAACUACUGUCAGUUAGUAAUGUAUUUUAUUUAUUUUUUUAUUUUAUUUGGUUCGCGCCUAUAUUGUAAUAAUUCUCAACUACCUAAGAAAGUUUUAUAUCUUUUUAGUUCCUUCGUUUAAUUUAUACUGUACAAACGUUUUACCCUAUCCUUUGGAUUAAUUUACUGUUUCUAGAUUACAUUGUACCUGAAUAAUUAGUUUUACUGUUAAUAUUCCAUUUUUUUUUUAUUUAUUUUAAGUUUAACCAUUAUUUAAGCACUCGCCCUUGGUAUUCUAAAACAGCUGUUUUUAGAAUAAAUUACGCUUAAAUAUAAUAAUUGUGUGAGACGAAACGUACUGCUGGCAGGAAAUUUCGUUUUAUUUUUAAUGAAAUUAAAAUAUUAUUAUAUUUAAAUUUUAGUCCUAUUUACGAGAGAUAAUCACCAUUUUUACCUAAUGUAUUUUGUUUAGCUUGAUAAAUGAGCCAUAAGAGCUGAAAUUUGGUGCCUCUUGUACUAUUUAUAAUAUUUUGUAGAUUUGAUUAUUUAUUUGUAAGAAUCGAUGCUUUUCAUGUUGUAGCAUGAGCUCGAAUAACGAAUGUGUAGAUAAUCUAUUUUCAAUUAUAUACAUGUAAGGCAUAUUUAUUGCUAUCUUUAAAAAAGAAAUUAUAUAUAUGUAUUAUUAAGAUUGAUUUAAUUUUAUUUUACUUGAGAACAUCUCGCAUUGUAUAAAUAAAACUAUUUUUGUUUGUAAAUAAAGAUCAGUAUUUUGUGAAUUUUGUAAAUAACAUGUUU